UUGCCCGACGACAGAAUGUGCCCACCGGUAUGCCUCGCUGAUCCAAGCCGACGCAGGGACUUUAUUUUGUUACCGUAGGAGGUACAAGUUCAAGACUUCACUCGAUCCCCUAACAUCUCCCAGGUGCCAAACCGCCACAACUAUAUCCUGUGGUUGAAGGACAUGAUGGACACGACAUCGUACGAGCCACCCGGCCGGAAACUGUGCGGGCUUGAUAUCGGCACGGGCGCAAGCUGCAUCUACCCUCUUUUGGGAACUGCUCAGCGCCCGUGGUGUUUCGUCGCAACUGACAUAGACGAGAAGAGCCUAGAAUACGCAAAGACAAACAUCGAACUCAACCACAUGGAAGCCCUAAUCCGGCUCUUGAAGCGGAAACCGGACGACCCCCUGAUACCCCUUGACGCAGAGGGUAUCCACUCAAUCGAUUUCGUCAUGAUGAAUCCGCCCUUUUACGCCUCGGAGGAGGAUAUGCUAUCAUCCGCCAAAAAAAAGGCGCGGCCGCCCAUGUCGGCUUGCACGGGCGCGCCCGUGGAGAUGGUGUGUGAAGGCGGCGAGGUGGCUCACGUCGGCCGGCUGCUGCGCGAGUCCCUGGUGCUUCGGGACCGGAUCCAGUGGUACACCUCAAUGCUGGGGAAGGUCACCAGCCUUGAUGCCCUCGUUGAGAAACUGCAUGAACAUGGCAUCGACAACUACGCUGUAACCGAGUUUGUGCAAGGGAACAAGACGCGGCGGUGGGCGGUGGGUUGGAGCUUUGGGUCUAUGCGGCCGGCCGAUCAUGUGGCCCGCGGCAUGAAGGCGAGCUUUUGGAAGAAGCUUCUCCCUCCGGCUGUUUCCACAGAGCUGCUGGUUUUACCUGCUACUGAACCAGUUGACCCGGUAGUCAGCCGGAUCAAGGAGGUUGUCGGAGCGUUGGAGUUGAUGUCCUGGACGUGGGAGCCGGACGCGGCGAGGGGAUUGGGAAGGACGAGAGAGAACGUAUGGAGCAGGGCUUGGAGAAGGAAAAGGAGUCGAGCGCACCCAGGUGAAAAACAGAACGAAGCCGGCGCUAGAACUGCGGCGUCGGAAUCUGAGGCAUGCCGACUUGGAUUCGAGAUCACAAUCGUGGUCCGUACAUCGGAGACUCGCGUGAGCCUGCACUGGCGCGAGGGUCAUGAUGCACACAUUUUUGAGAGCCUGGGAGGGUUCCUCCAAGGAAAGCUUAAGGAUUUCAGACGAAAUCUCUGAAACCGUAGCUGGGCCCAUUGCAACCUGCUUGGUGUUUGCCAUGGUGAUUUUGUUCCUCAGUUUCAGGGGUAUUAACAAUGACGUAUCGUUACGGUGUACUGCCCAGGUAAUCCGUACAUAGAUAAUCUUACCCGCUAUUCGUCCCAAAAUU
Parathielavia appendiculata is the source of this 1375-nucleotide messenger RNA. RefSeq lists its product as uncharacterized. The transcript is spliced from 2 exons. NCBI's taxonomy places the organism in Eukaryota, Fungi, Ascomycota, Sordariomycetes, Sordariales, Chaetomiaceae. The coding region runs from base 163 to 1224 and encodes 353 amino acids. The record is from RefSeq and is a predicted model, not a curated record. Gene Ontology annotation, cellular component: nucleus. Gene Ontology annotation, molecular function: 23S rRNA (adenine(1618)-N(6))-methyltransferase activity. Gene Ontology annotation, biological process: rRNA base methylation.